AUGGACACACUCAAGGAAUCAAGCGACGUCAUGGUACACGAAAGCCACCACCAAAAGCCUAGCUCGGAGGCUGAUGCUGUCAAGCAGAGCAUUGAAGAGCCCAUGGAACCCGUCCCACGCCUUGGAGCGAAGACGUUCUUAGUCGUUUUCUCUGUGUGCUUCAUUUACUUUGCGCAGUUGAUCAACGUCGUAGGCGCCGGUGCACAAGCACAAAAUAUCGCUGCGGUUCUGAGCAAUAGUACUGAUAGCGUCUGGUUGACCUCAACGAUUGCUAUUGCGACGGUGGUUUUAUCUCCAAUAGUGUCGCAAGCAGCAGACUACUGGGGCCGAAGAUGGUUUCUCAUUAUCCUAACGGCCUGCGGUGUAGUCGGAUCGGUCGUGGUUGCACGAGCAAAUAGUAUGAGCAUGGCGAUUGCCGGCUUUGCAGUUACUGGUCUUUCCUAUGGUGCCCAGUCGCUGCUCCACGCUGUCGCAUCCGAGGUCAUUCCUCGUCGGAGCAGACCCUGGGCGCAGGGCGCAACAAACGCAUCGGCAGCUCUUGGUGGACUCGUUGGCCUACUUGUCGGCGGCGCCUUGACACGGAAUGGCCACCCUGAAGGGUUCCGCAACUACUGGUAUAUGUCGACUGGGAUCUACGCCGUUGCGACGGUCUUGAACCUCGUGCUAUAUAAGCCACCAAAGACAGCAAGACAAACAAGCUUUACUAACGGCCAGAAGUUGGCCAAGUUGGACUGGAUAGGAUACUUUCUCCUCACUGCUGGCUUGGUGCUGUUCUGCAUGGGACUUUCUUGGUCUCAGAACCCAUUCUCCUGGACCGACCUGCAUGUGCCGGUGCCGUUUGGUGUCGGUCUGGGCCUUCUCGCGGCUCUGGCUGUGUACGAAGCGUUUUUCAAGAAGGAUGGUAUGUUCCACCACGGCCUCUUCUCGCAGGGACGCAACUUCCCAAUCGCCCUUAUGUGCGUGUUCGUUGAAGGGUUGGUAUUCUUCGCUGCCAAUAACUACUUCGCCUUUCAAGCCGGAAUUUUGUACGAGACAGACUCUCUUCGAACAGGACUUCGAUACGGUAUCAACAUGAUCGUAUACGGAGUUAGCGCCGUUUUUGCAGGUCUCUACUGCUCCAAGACCAAGAAUGUGCGCUGGCCUACGGUCUUGGCCUUUGUUUCCAUGAUCAUCUUCUUCGCACUGAUGGCUUCUUCGACACCCGCAACAUCAGACGCUGUCUGGGGUUAUCCUGUCUUCUUGGGUAUCGGUCUCGGUAUUUGCCUUUGUGCUCUUGUCACCGUUGCCCAGUUAUCAACCCCACGAGAACUCAUCGCCAUUACUAGUGGCCUGAUGAUCGGCAUGCGAUCCUUGGGUGGUUCGGUAGGCUUGGCCAUUUACAAUGCAAUCUUUGCAGGAGAGUUGACCACGAAUCUGGGGCACAACAUUGCAGAAGCAGUCCUGCCGCUUGGGCUUCCCAUGUCCUCUCUUGGCCAGUUCAUCGGAUCUUUGACAGCGCAAGACACCGCUGGCCUGUUGAAGGUCCCUGGUGUUUCUCCCGAGAUCAUCCAAGCUGGGGCCGGCGCUCUGCUUCAGACAUACAGUGUCGCUUUCAGAUGGGUUUGGACUGCCGCUGGAGCGUUCACGGUUGUUGUGGCUAUUGCGGCCAUGUUCCUGGUUGAUCCAAAGGAGGAAUUCAAUAUGCAUAUUGACGCGCCCGCAGAGAAGCGCGCAGAACUCUAUGAAGAUUGA
Neoarthrinium moseri is the source of this 1731-nucleotide messenger RNA. RefSeq lists its product as uncharacterized. The transcript is spliced from 4 exons. NCBI's taxonomy places the organism in Eukaryota, Fungi, Ascomycota, Sordariomycetes, Amphisphaeriales, Apiosporaceae. The record is from RefSeq and is a predicted model, not a curated record. Gene Ontology annotation, molecular function: transmembrane transporter activity. Gene Ontology annotation, cellular component: membrane. Gene Ontology annotation, biological process: transmembrane transport. The coding region runs from base 1 to 1731 and encodes 576 amino acids.